GACCGGCAUCGAAAGUGACAUCCGUAUCCAUUUUAUAAUCAGUGUGUACGACAAGAUGGGUGCUCGCGUUUCCAGAGACGAUUUUGAAUGGGUUUACACUGAAGAACCACAUGCUUCAAGAAGGAAAGAAAUUCUCGGUAAAUACCCUGAAAUCAAGAAAUUGAUGGGACAUGAUCCCAACCUCAAGUACAUCGUGAUUGCUAUGGUGAUGGUACAACUGAUAGCAGCCUACCUGGUACGCAAUGCAUCAUGGACAGUUGUUCUGCUGGCUGGCUAUUGUUUUGGUGGUGUGAUCAACCAUUCCAUGUCUUUGGCUAUCCAUGAAAUCGCCCAUAACUUGGCAUUUGGACAUAGUAAACCAAUGUAUAACCGUAUACUUGGUAUAUUUGGUAACCUGGUCCUUGGAUUCCCAGAGUCAAUUACUUUCAAAAAGUAUCAUCUGGAUCAUCAUCGUUACCAAGGGGAUGACUUAUUAGAUGUAGACAUUCCAUCGCAGCUGGAAGCCAAACUCUUCAAACAUACUUUCACCAAAUUAAUAUGGGUGAUAUUGCAACCAUUCUUCUAUGGCUUUCGUCCACUCUUUGUGAAUCCUAAACCUGCAACCUUCCUAGAAGUGCUUAACAUUGUAGUGCAGCUGCUGUUCGACCUCGCUGUUCUUUACUGCUUGGGUAUAAAAUCACUUGUAUACCUCAUUGGUGGAACCUUCUUGGCUAUGGGUUUACAUCCUGUUGCAGGGCAUUUUAUAUCAGAGCAUUAUAUGUUUAAGAAAGGUUAUGAAACAUACUCAUACUAUGGUCCUCUCAAUAUGAUCACUUUCAAUGUUGGAUAUCAUACAGAACAUCACGACUUUCCCAGCAUUCCUGGAAGCAAACUGCCUCUGGUCAAGAAAAUUGCUCCAGAGUACUAUGAUGAUUUACCAUGCCACACCUCUUGGGUUAAAGUACUUUAUGACUUUGUGACAGAUCCACAGAUUGGUCCAUAUGCACGUAUCAAGCGCAAAUCUAAUCACAAUGCGAGGAACGGAACAAAGGCUGAAUAAUUAAUUGCUAUAGGUCCUGUGGAUUGCAAGGAAUGGGUCUUGAAUAGAAUUUAAAAUAUUCUGUUCAUAAUAUGACAAUUAUAAACAUUAGUUGACAUCAACACAGGAUCUUAUUGCGGUGCUCUUUGUAUGCAGAUAUAAUAGAUAAUGCUUUUAUAGAGUGCCAUUUUAUAAAUAUGAGGUUUAAAUUUAGACAUUUGGUACAUCGAAAGAUUCUACAUAUUGUGCAUAUUGGAACAUUACAAACUUAAAAAUUUGAUACUAUUUGCUGACUGGUGGUGAUAUAUUUGAUUGAAGUGUAUUUGUAGUUGUAAGUCAUGUUGCCUAAAGUGGUGAUUCUCACCAAAUCACCCAUGUGUUUUGAAUUGUGUAUCAUUAUGUCCCUUAAAUCAAGGUUGAAUUCCCAAGUAAGUUGGUGACUGUAUGAUGCCUUGAAAAGUUCAUUUAUGAUUUUUCAUUUUACUCAAAGUUUAGAACAGGACAUAACUACAGGCACAAUCCCAAGGACUGAAGAUUCAAAAUAUUUUUGUUUAUCCUUGUUAAACAAUAAAUAACAACAAAUUAAAAUCAAAGUAUACCUAUCAUUGCCCUUUUAUGACUGUGCUUAUUCUGCUCUUCAAUUUGGUAUAUUUUGGAAAUUUACAAAUUCAUGCAAAUUUUACACAUUUAAUGUCCAUCCUCAACAUUUCAUUAUCCAGAUCUACUUACUCACAACCAUCCAACUAGUUUUGUUCUAGUGUUACUUUUAUCCAAAGGUAAACAAUCUGAAAAAAAUAACAUUAAAAUAUGCAGCCACAAAGCAUUAGAAUACCGAAACACACUUUAAAACAUUAUCUACUUAACUUAUUGGUUCCUGUGUGUGAAACAGUGCGAGUCUUUGCAGUUGUCUGUAUGAAAUGAUGACAAUAUAUAUUAGAUUUCAGAUGCACGUUUUUGUUGAUGAGCUGGUUGGCUGGCAGCCAGUCAUUUUUUCACAAUGUUCCUGCAUCAAAGUUACUGUGUCAAACAUUUACUUUUAAGCUUACUUUCAAAGGCACUACAUUAGAUGGAGACUUGCCACAACUACUUGCCACUUUCAUGUCAUGCAGUAAUAUUUUAGUCUGGUGUGUAGACCAGGCAUCUUGUUGCAAAUUAUUUGUAAUUUUCUCAUUUUUUGCACAUAUUUUUGGUUCUACUGAAAAAAAUUCAUUCCAAUAACGUAUAUUGCCCUCCAAAAAAUAAUUUCUUAAAUGAUAAGACCAAGAAAAAAAAUGUUUAUUUUUAUGGUCAUUGUGUAAGUCAGUUAACAAUUAAAAUAUAUAUAAAAAAAAAGCAAUGUUAAUGGUGCAUUUGUGAUUUUGUAAAACAAAUUGUCCAGAAUUAUUUGGCCUUCCCCCCUUGGUCCUAACAGUUUUUAACAGUCGCCAAGAAGCCUAUCAUUCUUGUGAGAUGUUCAAUGUGAAUAAAUGUAUUUGGAUAGGUACACAUGGUUUUAGUUAGGGCUUUCAUUGUGUAUUUCUAUAACCAAGAGCUUCCAUCAUUUAUUAUUGUUAUAUGUUGUAUAUAUAUUGCAGGGUUGGUGGUAGUGCGUCUGGUCAGAAAAUUUCAUUUUGCAAGAUGGCAGUUUUUCGUGACAAUAUACAAAAAAACUAAUUUUUACCAUCUAUGUUUUAGUUUUCAAACUACAGGCCAAACUAGUUUAUUUGGUCAUAGCCAGAAAACAAAAGAACAUGAAAGAAAAAUACAUUUUAAUUCGUUUUCGCAUUGUUGCGACCUGAAAAGUGAUCCAUAUUGUCAUAGUUGAGACAAAAUCAAAUUACAAUUUUUAAAAUAAAUGAAUUGGACAACAGUAUUAUUUAUCACUAAAGGCUACAUGUUCAGUUUUACAAUGAUUUGACACGACUUAAAAUCAAGCCUUUUAGACUUGCCAGAAUUGGUUAUUUUUUUUCUGAUAAAUUGACAAAAACUAGGAUUUAAACUGGAGUUGAGGCUGAACAGGCACAAUAUUGAUUUUUGGAAACUGCACCCUGUAAAUUGACUCAAAAAUGUUGGUCCUGGUACAUUUUCACACCAGCUGAACCCUACGAGAGGUUUUUAAAAUAAUUUGACGAAAACCAGUCUGAAUUUACAGAAUUAGGACCCAAAUUGACCAAAAAGCUGGUCUGGCAAAUUACCUCACCAGAUGACCCUCUUCCCCUUGUUACUAUUUACCUUGACACUAUUGGGUACUUAAAACUGGGACUUCAUCACUAACAUUAAAUGUAUUCAAAAUUAUUGGUGUCACAUUUGAAGACACUUUUUUUUUUUAUACAUGUGUAGUUGUGUCAAUAUUUCAAUGGAACGGUGAUCAGACACCAAAUCUUUUUGGAGCUUAUCAGAUAAUGUCCAGUUUUUGAAUAUAUUUGUUUCUAUUGCAUUCAAUUACAAAUUAGUUAUGUUAAUACUGUAAAACAGCUUUUUAAACUUAUUUUAAGCUACCUGUAUCUGUGCUGAUUCAGCAAAAACUCUUUAAAAUUAAAUUUUUGUUGUGUUGCUUAAAAUAACCUAAUUCGUGCAUUUUGCCAGAUUUGAAUUAUUUGAAAUGGCGAGUAGCUAUUUUGAAAUGUUUUGCAGUAGUUGCGAUGCUUGAAUUGUGACAUUAUAAUCUUAAAAUAAAUCCCAUGAUGUGUAUUAUGCUGCACAUAGUUGAAUACAGUGAAUGAAUUGU
Saccoglossus kowalevskii is the source of this 3725-nucleotide messenger RNA. Its product is annotated as sphingolipid delta(4)-desaturase DES1-like. Gene Ontology annotation, cellular component: membrane. The record is from RefSeq and is a predicted model, not a curated record. Gene Ontology annotation, biological process: ceramide biosynthetic process. Gene Ontology annotation, molecular function: sphingolipid delta-4 desaturase activity. Lineage: Eukaryota; Metazoa; Hemichordata; Enteropneusta; Harrimaniidae.